AGACCAGACCUGUAAUGAGUCGGGCCGGAAGGACCUGUCACAAAAUGGGGUGGGCCGUGCCGGGACAAUUUUGACAUCCCUAGUAAAAACCACAUUGACUCGAUUUUUAUUUUGGAAAGAAUAUAGGAAAUCAUUUUCCUCAUAAGGGUUUAUAUUUUCUUCCUUGAAAUACUUACUCUUAUAUGUAUUUGUUUCUCUGGAUGAAUGUUCACUCUUAAAUUUUUUACUACUCGAUUAAGCACUUGUAUCCGAAGAUAUUAUCAUAUGACAUAGACAAGUAGUGAUACUCUAGAAAAUAACAUUCAUAAUAACUUACUAAUUGCUAGAUCAAAUAAUUUCCAAGUUUCAUCCUCACCUAUGUGGACAACUCAAAAGAAUCUGGAUCCUUCAAGUAGCAGUCAUAAAAUAAUGGUUAGAAGAAGUUUUGUGAAACUUUAUCAAAUAUUCUUUUCAUAAACCUUUUAUUUCAUUUUUGUUACAAUCAAAGCAAGUCGCCGAGCAAACUCGAGUGCUACCGUUCAUAAUAAAGAAAAAAAAUCCAGUGCUACUCUUUUGCACAACAAAUUGUUGCGACAUUCGAUCUGUUCUUAUUAUCCUCUGCUUUCUCUUACCCUUUUCACCAUUUCAACGGAAACCACUUUGAUGGAAAAUAAUAAUAAUGCUUCACAAUACAUUGGCAUUACAAAUAAAUUAUUUCAUUAAUCUGCAUCUAAUCCUUUGCCAUUUUGGUUUCUGCGGUCCAUAGCAUUGCAGCCUCUAUGUAGAAAGAAUCCUAUUCCAGUAUUCCCCAGCUUGCCAAUCACAACUCUGCUGCAAAUUUCAUUAUUUUGCGGCCACUCCAGAGCUCUAUAUAAGAAUCCUGCCCACGAAGUUACAUUUCCAAGCCAGGGUGUUCUUUUCAAAUAGACCAAGCAAACCAACCAUACACAGCAAGUAACAGCUAUGAGUUACUACAAUUUCCCUCUUUUCCAGAGAAGAAGGUCGACCCUAGUAAGCUCCUUUGAUUUCAAGUUCCCCAACCCUGGUGGAUAUAAUUCACACAAGAGGCCUGCACCAUCUGGGUUUGCAGAGCCACCGUCUGCAAACCAGUGGAAGCUUUACCCCGAGACAUCCAGGGAGAGCUUCAAGAAGCCACCUGGUGUGGUAGAGGUUCAUUCUGCAAGCCAGUGGAAGGCCUUUGUUGACGAUUCCAGGGAGAAUAACAAGUUGUUGGUCAUACAGUUCACUGCAACAUGGUGUGGGCCUUGUCGACUCAUGGAACCUGCCAUGGAAGAGUUUGCUGCUAAAUACGCAGAAGUCAUGUUCAUCAAGAUCGACGUUGACAAGUUGCCGUCGGUGGCUCGCCAAUAUGAUGUUCAGAUAAUGCCUGCAUUUGCAAUGAUCAAGAAAGGGAAAGAGGUUGAUAAGGUGGCAGGAGUCAAAAAGACUGAACUUCGGAACAAGAUUGAAAAGCAUAGGCUUUGAAGAUCCAAGCAUUGUCAUGAAUUGACUGAUGAGCUUUGUAGUAUCAUCAGACGCAUCACACAGGCAAAGGAAGCAUCAGAAGAAUAAAAAUUAGGCCAAUUGAUGGCAAUUAUCCCCUCAGCCAAAACUAGAGUAUAAUCCAUAUUCUAUAGUCAUAUCAUUCCACUAGUUCAAAAUAACCCUGGUAUGUCGAUUUCUCAGUCAUGAACUCGGCAGACAAAACUUAUGCAAAAGUUGGUAUGACACCUCCCUGUUCAAUAUUAUUCAGCUCAGAUAUAUCUGAGCAUUUUACAAUCUCCACUUACAGAGUAUGUAACACUUAUUCAGAUAAAAUAUCCAGAUGUGAAACUCAGAUAAAAAGAGGUUCUUCUUCCCCUUCAUUUGCAGGGGAAGGGAGAAUAAGAUUAGGAUUCUUGA
Molecule: messenger RNA, 1881 nt
Organism: Linum trigynum
Lineage: Eukaryota; Viridiplantae; Streptophyta; Magnoliopsida; Malpighiales; Linaceae
Source: the annotation of a GenBank genome assembly